CGAAAAGAUGGCAAAAAAAGAACAAGGACGAAACGUUGACAGGACUACUCAUGAUGGUGGCAGUGAUGGUGGUGGGAGUCCUCGGUGGGUGGGAGUGCGCGGGGCGGUGGUGUUUGCGGUGAUGGCUGUGCUGGUUGGGAUGAGCGCGUGGCCGCUUGUGGUGGAGCUGAUGGAGGGUAAGCAGCAAGGCAGAGGCCAGACGGCAGCGCCACCUGCUGCGCCCACCACAACGCGGCCCUCGCACGCUGCGCACGACACCACACAAGACUGCGCAGGUCACCUCGCCAGAGCACUGGCAGCUGCACAGAAAUCAAUGCAGCACAGGGCGGUGCUGGAGCUCAACCAAUGCAUAGAGCUGGAACCCGUGGAACCAAACACAUUGUUUCAAAUCGGCGAAGUGUUUGUGAUGCUUGGCGAAUAUGACGAAGGGCUGGAUUGGAUCUCUCGCGCCACCGCACUCGACCCAGGCAAUUACCACUUCCUCACCCGCCUCAUCGACGUCGCAAACAAAGCAGGGGAGCCCGAGGCCGCUGUGCAGGCUGCGGAGCGCGGGCUGGAAACGCUGCUGCAUCUUGACAGUGACACGUGGCACCGCACACUCCUACAGACCGCAGACGCCCCACCAGAGGACAUGCAGUGGCUCCUCGACGAAAGCGCCGAGGUGCUGCUGCUGCUGCGGUCGCUGGUUCGGCUGUAUGAGCAGGUGGAGUGGAUGCCUGCAGCCAACGCCGCCCACAAGAUCCUCUCAAAGCUCUUUCCGCACGACACACACGCGCAGCAGCGGUUCGCAGACUUCUCAGCAGGCAUCGGGCUGAUUGGUCAGAGUAUCAAUGUGUCGCUCGCCAGCUUGCAAGCUGAGUAUGAGAGGCAGUACCCACGCCAUGAUGCAAGACAGCCUGUUGUGGACCAUGCGCUCGUGCUUCUCGGUGCCAGCCUUGAUGCAAUCGCCAUCAACAUCGCACGCAAACUCCUCCUUGUCGAGGAUGCGCAGGUGUUACAGUUGAUGUCUGACGUGUGCGGUCACGACGUGACCGAUCUCUUAUCUGCGCAUCAAAUCCCAUUAUCCCGCGCCAUCCAUUUCAUGGAGAGCUGCAUUGCCAAGCAAGAUGUCAUUGGCACCCUCAUCAAAUUGGGGGCAAAGACAACGGGAGUCUCGACGGAUUUUCUGUUCACACCGCUGCACAGCGCCGCUGCCAUCAGCGCAAACGCUGUCAUCGACACCCUCGUACAGGCGAAUGCGGACAUUUCCGCCACCAACACGCUGCACCAGACGCCGUUUCACGCCGCCAUUAUUCGCGGGCAGGAAGAAGGCGGGAAAAAAGAUUUACUAAACAUGAGCGCGGCAAACCGUGCAGGCCCGACAGAUUCCAGCGAGCAGUGCGCGGACAUGGUGUGUUUGCACCGGUGGGCCGGGUUUGAGUGGCUGCUGGACAACGACGAGGACUGCACCCGCCCCGAGCCGCCAUACACCAUCCACAAGCUGCCCCAUCGCCCGUCCUCCACGACCGUUGGCGGCGGCUGGAAGAUCAAGCGCUCCGUCUCCAGACAGCCGGCCACGUGUGACUUUGACGUGGUGGAUGCGCGUGUGUUUACACAGGAGGACUUCCUGCUUGACUUUCUCUCCCUCCAGCGCCCGCUGCUGGUCAAGGGCGCCCUUAACAGUCACCACUGGGACCGAGUCAGAGCAAGCAGAUGGACGCGGGAGAACUUUGCUUCGGAGUUCAGAGACACGGUGUUUCAGCGGACGAUCAUUCCAUAUGCAAGUGCGUUUGGAAUGGAGGCAAACGAAACGAGCGUGCUGUCCUUCUUGGAGUACAUGGAGGACCACUAUGCCGCUUCCAUCAAGAACAUUGAAGACAUCGAGCUGCCUGCGUACAUUUUCGCGUCGCUGCCAACGCAAUCACCGUCAACGAAGACUGGUGGCGAAGAUGGCGAAGAUGAUGGUGGGAAUGGUGACGAUAAUGACGAGGACGCUACUGCCAGUGCCAGUGGCAGUGAUGGCAUUCACAGACUGGCGUUUCGUGACUUUCAAAUCCCAGAGUGCAUCGGCCCACAUGUGUCGGAGAUUGAGACGCGCACGAAACAGUUUUAUCUCGGACCGGCCGGCAGCGGCGCACCCAUGCACGUGCACAGCGGUUCGUGGAAUGCGCUCGUGUAUGGGCGGAAGCGGUGGUUUCUCCUGCCGCCACCGCUGGCCAUCUACUCCAAACAGCACCCGCACGACUUUAUCGACGAACAACUGCCCGCACUCAGGGCGCGUGGUGCUGUAUUGGAGUGCAUUCAGGAGAGCGGGGACGUGGUGUUUGUGCCUGAGAUGUGGGCGCACGCUGUACUCAACGAAGCAGAGAGCAUCGGCUUCGCUUCGGAGUUUGCAUGGGGCGGGAAUGCGUUCUCCCUCCCCGCACCUGAUGACGUCGAUGAUGGCAGUGAUGGUGAUGAUGAUGGUGAAGAGGAGGAAACGCAUGGUCGAUGA
This is a messenger RNA of Salpingoeca rosetta, 2473 nucleotides long. RefSeq lists its product as uncharacterized. The transcript is spliced from 19 exons. Gene Ontology annotation, molecular function: protein binding. NCBI's taxonomy places the organism in Eukaryota, Choanoflagellata, Craspedida, Salpingoecidae. The record is from RefSeq and is a predicted model, not a curated record. Bases 8 to 2473 code for a protein of 821 amino acids.